AAAAAAUACAUAAUUGAAAUCACAUAGACCUAUAACUAGUAGAACAUCUGAACAAAUAAACAAUGUGCGAAUAAAUGCGCGAAGUUAACAAAGCAACAAUUGAAAGAUUACCAUUGGCAAAAUUUUGGUGUAAAACAAUCCCAUAUUUCUUGAAGCUUUUGUCUCAGUUCGGUGAUUGUACGAGCAGGAUGUUGUCGUAGAACCUUUUUCAUCUCGUG
This is a messenger RNA of Acanthoscelides obtectus, 218 nucleotides long. Lineage: Eukaryota; Metazoa; Arthropoda; Insecta; Coleoptera; Chrysomelidae. The record is from the annotation of a GenBank genome assembly.